Molecule: messenger RNA, 3029 nt
Organism: Cuscuta campestris
Lineage: Eukaryota; Viridiplantae; Streptophyta; Magnoliopsida; Solanales; Convolvulaceae
Source: the annotation of a GenBank genome assembly
GACCACUAAAAAUAUGCAUCAAUGUUUUUUUUAAAUCAUGUUUGUCUAUGCUAAGCAUGGGAUGGGUGCAGCACCUUAUUUUCCUUUUUUUUUUUUUGAACGAAAAUAAGGAGUAUGCAACAAUGUUAGUACAACAAAAAACAACUCUUGGCGCCGAGACAACUCUGUAGCUAGAAUCCAUGGACAGAGCCAACUGGGAAGAGCUCAUACGGCUGUAUCCGUCAAUGGCUGGCAACUACGAAUAACUGUGAAUAACCCGUCAUGCCUCUCUCCAAUCGCCACCUCAUUCUUCUUCUCCCUCGCCUCGGCCCGCAGACGGCCGCCAUUCACACCACCCCAGUUCAUCAUCUAGGGCUCCGACUUGAGCCCCAGCUCUCUCGAUCCGAAAUCAUCGAUCGGGUUUGUCGACUCUUGAUUCUCCGGCGCUAUAACGCCCUUGAAAGCCUCAAAAUUGAUUUCUCCAAUGGCCUCCUCGAGGCUGUUCUCCUGAAGCUCAAGCUCAACCCGGUAGCUUCUCUUCGUUUCUUUAAAUUAGCUUCGAAGCAGAGCUAUUACAGGCCGCAUUUCACUUCCUAUUGCAUAAUCAUUCACAUAUUGUGUAAAGGUAGAAUGUUCGACGAAACCCGGUCUCUCUUAGCUGAGCUUGUGGAACUCUCGGGUGAAAAGGAACGGAUGUCUCUUGUAUGGAAUGGGUUGCAAAAAGUUUAUAAAGAAUUCAGGUUUUCUCCCACGGUUUUUGAUAUGCUUCUGAAAAUUUAUGCAAAGAGAGGGUUAAUUAGGAAUGCAUUAUAUGUGUUUGAUAAUAUGCCCGCGUGUGGCUGUAUGCCGAGCUUACUCUCGUGCAAUAGUUUGUUGAGCUGUUUGGUGAAAAAGGAAGAAUAUCAUACUGCAUUUUGCAUCUAUGAACAGAUGAUCAGAAUUGGAAUUUCUCCAGAUAUAUACACUUGCACAAUAAUAGUAAAUGCAUACUCUAAGGAUGGCAGAGUAGACAGAGCUGAGGAUUUUAUAGAUAAAAUGGAAGCAAUGGGUUUAGUUGCGAAUAGAGCAACUUACCAUAGUUUGAUAAACGGGUAUGUCGAGAAGGGUGAUAUGAAGGGAGCUGAAAGAGUGUUAAAAUUAAUGGUUGAAAGAGGAAUAUCCAAGAAUGUUGUGUCACACACAUUGCUCAUCAAGGGGCAUUGCAGGCAGGGGAAUAUGGAGGAAGCAGAGAAAGAAUUCCGAGAUAUGGAGGCGGGAGUCGUGGAUGAGCAGGUGUAUGGUGUAUUGAUAGAUGGGUUUUGUCAAAUUGGGAAACUAGAUGAAGCACAUAGGAUUCGAGACGAGAUGUUUAAGUUAGGCUUGAAAAUAAACCUAUUUAUUUGCAAUUCAUUUAUAAAUGGUUAUUGCAAGUUUGGUCAGGUUCACAAAGCAAGAGGAAUGAUAAGGAGUAUGGUUGGCUGGAAUCUGAGACCAGAUUCUUACAGCUAUAAUACCCUAUUAGAUGGGUAUUGCAGGGGAGGUUUGACAAGUGAAGCAUUGAACCUAUGUGAUGAAAUGAUUCAAGUGGGUAUUGAUCCAACACUUGUAACCUACAAUACUCUCUUGAAAGGUCUUUGUCAAACUGGUGCUAUUGGCAAAGCUUUGGACCUCUGGCAUUUGAUGCUUAAACGAGGUUUUGCAAUUGAUGAGGUUAGCUAUGGUACUCUAUUUGUUGGUCUUUUUCAGGCAAACGGGUUUGAAACAGCUGCAAUGUUGUGGAAACAUAUAUUGGCUAGAGGAUUUACCAAAAGCGUAAUUCUUUUCAACACAGUGGUUGACGGACUAUGUAAGAUGGGCAAAAUGAUUGAAGCCGAGCAGCUUGUUGACAAAAUGAAGGAGUAUGGCUGUUCACCUGAUGGAGUUUCUUAUAGAACUUUAAUUAAUGGUUACUGUAAAAAUGGGCAGGUUGAAAGAGCUUUGAGGACAAGGAACAUUAUGGAACAGCAAGGAAUCCUUCCUUCUAUUGAAAUGUUCAAUUCACUCGUUACUGGAUGUUUUUUGGCUAGGAAGUUCAGCAAAGUUGAAGAUCUUCUUAAUGAAAUGCAUACAAGGGGAAUACUGCCCAAUGUUGUUACAUAUGGUGCCCUUAUUGCUGGAUGGGUUAAGGAGGGAAAGCUUGAGAGAGCUUUUAAUGCAUAUUUUGAUAUGAUAAAUAAGGGGCUGAAUCUGAAUGAGAUCAUACUCAGUUCAAUUGUUAGUGGCUUAUAUAGGCAUGGCAGGACUAAUGAUGUGUUCAUGUUGUUGCAAAAAGUAUUGAGGUUUGAUACCAGUUUAAAACUUAACUGUCUUAAUGACUUUUCAAGCCCCCACUCGAGAUCAAUAGAUGUUCAAAAAAUAUCAAAUUUCCUGGAUGAGGGGGCAAAAGAUUCUAUCAUGCCCAAUAACAUUCUAUAUAAUAUUGCAGUCUUAGGGCUUUGUAGACUCAGUCGGAUAAGUGAUGCAAGAAAAAUGAUUUGUGCUUUAAUUGAAAAAGGCUUUGUACCCGAUGAAUUUACUUAUUGUGCCUUGAUCCACGGCGUUUCAUUAGCUGGCAAUGUUGAUGAGGCUUUUGCAUUACGGGAUGAAAUGCUUAAAAAGGAUCUUGUUCCUAACAUUGUUAUAUAUAAUGCUCUCAUCAAUGGCCUUUGCAAAAAAGGACAUGUUAAUAGAGCACUUAAACUUUUCAAAAAGCUUCGCUCAAAGGGCUUAACUCCCAAUGUUAUCACCUAUAAUACUUUGAUUGAGGAGCACUGCAAUAAUGGUAAUACUAUUGAAGCCUUUGGACUGAAAGGAAGAAUGAUAAAAGAAGGGAUUGCUCCUUCAAGAAUUACAUAUUCUUCUUUGAUCAAUGCUCUACGCAAACAAGGUAAUGUCGAUGAAGCAACAAAACUUUCAGAUGAAAUGCUGAAGGCAAGUGUAGACUUUACUUAACCUUGUGACACAGAGAACAAUAUAUUCAAGGUAUCAUGGUUCACUCUCUAACGGAGAUGAAGUGCUACAAACUGAUGGAGAGGCAUGGUUCUUUUGGCCCU